AUGGGAAUUUUUGCGAGUACUGGUUGGAAGAAUGUUAUUUCCAAGUUUGCAGAUAAAUCCGGUGAUAAACGCACCAAAAAACAACUGAAGAACAAGCUAGAUGUUUUCAAAAAGGAAUACACAGUGUUCAUGGAGUUCAAGAACUGUGCAACUGGGCUUGAAUGGGAUGCUGAAAAAAGAACUAGAUGUAACAAUCCUGAUAGAGGAAUCAAAUGCGGGCAUGUGAAGUUUCGGAAGCAAGGGCCAAAGUUUCUUGAAGAUAUGCAUAUAAUUUUUGGCAAGGCACAUGUUAGUGGGUCAUCAGCAACCUGUCCUGGAGAUAUAUCCUCCGACGAGGCAAGUGAUGAGGAUGUCGAGGAGGUACCAAAACGUGCAGAGAAUGCUGGGAAGACGGGGAAUCAAGGAAAGAAGAAAUGCAAGGGGGCCUCCACUGCUGUUGAAGACAAAGAUGAAAAGAGCCCAUUUUUUCGCAUGUAUAAGAACACUUGUUUGAAGAUAGAAACUGCAGCAGAGAAAAUCUCCACAAGUAUUAAAGCAUCAUCCGCUCCUCCAACCAACCUCGUCCCAUCCAUUGCACAAACUGUGAAUAUGGUGACAGAAUGUGGGGUGGAAGAAGGAACUGCUCUCAUACACACAGCCUCCUCUCUAAUCCAGGAUUAG
This is a messenger RNA of Panicum virgatum (switchgrass), 660 nucleotides long. RefSeq lists its product as uncharacterized. The transcript is spliced from 2 exons. NCBI's taxonomy places the organism in Eukaryota, Viridiplantae, Streptophyta, Magnoliopsida, Poales, Poaceae. The coding region runs from base 1 to 660 and encodes 219 amino acids. The record is from RefSeq and is a predicted model, not a curated record.